Dryobates pubescens (Downy woodpecker) is the source of this 1931-nucleotide messenger RNA. RefSeq names its product fatty acid desaturase 2 (gene FADS2). The coding region runs from base 277 to 1611 and encodes 444 amino acids. Gene Ontology annotation, molecular function: oxidoreductase activity, acting on paired donors, with oxidation of a pair of donors resulting in the reduction of molecular oxygen to two molecules of water. Gene Ontology annotation, biological process: lipid metabolic process. The record is from RefSeq and is a predicted model, not a curated record. The transcript has 13 exons. Gene Ontology annotation, cellular component: membrane. NCBI's taxonomy places the organism in Eukaryota, Metazoa, Chordata, Aves, Piciformes, Picidae.
AAACCAGGGCUAUGUGCGAGGAGAAAGUGCACCAGUACGGGCAGAGCCAGGCUAGGGGGCACUUCCGAGCAAGAGACCGAGCGGCGAGAGACAAAGAGAAGGGAGGACAUGAGCGGUGGCAAAGGGAGGAGAGCAGGGGAUCAGCUGAGGUGAACCACGCAAGGAAAGCUCUUCCCCUCCGUCACAGCCCUAGGAAAGGCAAAGACAGGUUGCUCCCCCCAAUCCCCUCCUCCUCCUCCCUGCUUUGGGCAAGAAGACAAAGAAGCAAGUGGCCCCAUGGGGAAAGGGGGUGAGAAAGGAGGGGAGUCGGGGGAGCCGGAGGGUCAGCUCCGCUUCUACACCUGGGAGGAGAUCCAGAAGCACAACCUGAGGACGGACAAGUGGCUGGUGAUAGAACGAAAGGUUUAUAAUGUCACCAAGUGGGCAAACAGACACCCGGGGGGUCAACGAGUGAUCAGCCACUGCGCCGGCGAAGAUGCCACGGAUGCAUUCCAGGCCUUCCAUAUCAAUCCCACCUUGGUGAGAAAGUUUCUCAAGCCAUUACUUAUUGGAGAGCUUGCUCCAGGAGAGCCUAGCCAGGACCGAGACAAAAAUUCCCAGCUGGUGGAGGAUUUCCGGACCCUGAGGAAGACAGCAGAGGACAUGAACUUGUUCAGAGCAAGUCCUUUGUUCUUCUCUCUUUACUUGGGCCAUAUCAUUGCAAUGGAAGUUUUGGCCUGGCUAAUGGUUUUGUACUUUGGCACUGGUUGGAUCACAACUCUCAUCCUUGCCUGCAUCCUUACAACUGCCCAGGCCCAAGCAGGGUGGCUGCAACAUGAUUUUGGACACCUGUCUGUCUUUAAGAAGUCUUCCUGGAACCACAUCAUCCACAAGUUUGUCAUUGGACAUUUGAAGGGUGCCUCUGCAAACUGGUGGAACCAUCGUCACUUCCAACACCACGUCAAGCCCAACGUGUUCAUGAAGGACCCAGAUGUGAACAUGCUGCAUAUUUUUGUCCUGGGAGAUACACAGCCUGUUGAGUAUGGCAAGAAGAAACUGAAGUAUCUGCCUUACAACCACCAGCAUGAGUACUUCUUCCUCAUCUUCCCACCUCUGCUCAUCCCUGUGUAUUUCCAAAUCCAAAUCAUCUCGACCAUGAUCAAGCGCAGGUUCUGGGCGGACCUAGCCUGGGCCAUCAGCUACUACAUGCGCUACUUCAUCACAUACAUCCCAUUCUAUGGCGUUCUGGGAUCCCUGUUUCUCCUCACUUUUGUCAGGUUUCUGGAGAGUCACUGGUUUGUGUGGGUCACCCAGAUGAAUCACAUCCCGAUGGAAAUCGACAGUGAGAAGCACAGAGACUGGCUUAGCUCACAGAUGGCAGCCACCUGCAACGUGGAGCAGUCCUUUUUCAACGACUGGUUCACCGGCCACCUGAAUUUUCAAAUUGAGCACCACCUGUUUCCAACAAUGCCACGGCACAACUUCUGGAAGGUGAAACCUUUGGUGAAGUCUUUAUGUGCCAAGUAUGGAGUCCAAUACGAAGAGAAGCCUCUUGGAAAAGCGUUCGUAGACAUUGUUGGGUCCCUAAAGAAAUCUGGAUAUCUAUGGCUGGAUGCUUACCUCCACAAGUGAACAUGAAUCUUAAUGGGGAGGUCUCUUCAGCACUGACCAGGCUGCUGCAAGGAAGUGGUUUUCUACUGCAAACCCAAAGUACUGCCAACACAGCAGCCUGGCCUCAGAGACAGAAGCUACUCCUGAUGAUGCCUGAAAGAACCUGAAACAUUCAAGGAGAGCAACCAAACUGCAACCAUCUACAAAGGAAAGACUUAGGCAAAUGGGUGAUCUCUUUUUUUUUCCUCAAGAGCUUAGCACAAGAUACCAAAGGGAGGAAAGGAGGGACAGGAGAGAUCUUGGCAUUAAAUCUUCCACAACUACUUGCUUCCUUCAAACCC